AUGUCCAUAACAUCGGCGCCGCCACCGCCGCUCUGCCACCUCUGCCGUUCACAUCAUCCGCUCUUGUCGUUCAGGCAACAAUCAUGCAAUCGCCGCGUGUUCGUCACCUGCUGGUCGCCACCCUUCUCCUUGGACUGCAAACGUUUCGUCGAGGUAAGCGUGUGCUGUGCUUCGUUCUCGCUGUUUCUUCUUGCCAUCCUCCGCGUUUUGUACGUCUUUCUCCUCCCUCUCAUCUCUUCUUUCUACUCAUCAUUACACCACUGUGCUUUCGCCCGUAUCACCUCACUUUCACGAACUCAUUCUUCUCAUUUUCCUCUCGCUCGGCACUCGGCAACCGCCACCGGCAUCCCCGGCAACUCACCACCGAGAGUCGAUUUUGUCUUGCCACCCAAAGCUACCGUAUCCCAGGAGGAUGAUUAUAAAACGAUCAUUUAUCGUCCGUUUUUGGACGUGCUAGUCGUUCAUCAGUCUGGCCGCUGUCGUCCGUCCGUUGCUCAUCCAUCUGUUAGUCAUUCACAAGCAUCCGCCGACUUUUCAAGACCAUUUUCGGAUUACCCGGGCUGGCCAGUACGCCUCAGCGCUGAGCAUCUGCAGAUCGAUACGUUCAAGAAGAAAAACUUCGCUACUAAUGAAACCGUAGCUGAUCUCGUCUACAUUCCGGAAAGCAGUUACGAUGCUCUUCCAAAUCCUUUCACAAUUUUUCGCACCAUUUGUUGGAUCAGCUUCAGCUGA
Molecule: messenger RNA, 732 nt
Organism: Soboliphyme baturini
Lineage: Eukaryota; Metazoa; Nematoda; Enoplea; Dioctophymatida; Soboliphymatidae
Source: the annotation of a GenBank genome assembly